This is a messenger RNA of Oncorhynchus gorbuscha (pink salmon), 986 nucleotides long. Its product is annotated as leucine-rich repeat-containing protein 20-like. The transcript has 3 exons. Lineage: Eukaryota; Metazoa; Chordata; Actinopteri; Salmoniformes; Salmonidae. The record is from RefSeq and is a predicted model, not a curated record. Gene Ontology annotation, molecular function: protein binding. The annotation marks the transcript as partial.
UUAGAUCUGUCAAACUGCAAACUGAUCAGUUUCCCAGACGGUGUAUUCAGGGUCCUCAACAGCGUUGCAGAGAAGAUACACAUCGUCCACGCUAUUGACAAUGAGAUGAAGGGAGUUACUAGCAAAUUUUUCAAAACCUUCACUCAAUUGAGAGAACUGGACUUGCACGGCAAUGUGAUCACUAAACUGCCAGAUGUAGUUGGGGAGCUGGAACAUCUGACCAGCAUCAACUUGGCCAACAACAAGUUGUCUGUCUUCCCCGAGAGACUGACGCAGAUCCAGUCUCUGGAAAGAAUCAACCUGGAAGGGAAUGACAUCACUGACGUCCCCAUGGAAAAGUUGCAGGCCAUGCCAGCUCUGAAGUGUGUCAACCUGAAGUCAAAUCCUUUGGACAACAACUUGUUAACUGCCAUUCAACAAUUUCCUCAAACCUUUGAAAUUCAAACUACAACAGACAACUAAGACCUUGUCUUCUUCUAAGAUGGACAGUUUAUCCACACCUAGAGACAAUGAGGAUUGCAUGCUGUGCCUUCAGACUUUUUUCAAUAGUACAAUUAGAGAUUCAGAGAAUCAAUUGUUUGGCCUCUAUUUCAUAACAUUUUUUCCCCCAUCAUGUUUGCUGUAAUGGAACUAUCAAACUUGAGGCCUCUCCAGACCAGAAGUCGUGAGCCUUCUGUAGUUGCUGCCAGUACUGAAAGUCCAUUUGAGUGGGGCUCAGUUCAGAGAUGACUAGAUGUUGCUGUUUACACUUUUGCGGUAGCCUUUCCAGAGUGCACCAAGAGCUACACCUAGUACAUAGUCCUUAUUAACAAUGGGCCUCAGUGUUUUCAUCAUCAAAGGAAUGGCAAUUAAAUGCUACGUCUUUUUUUUUAUGUACAGUUCCUUGCGAAAGUAUUCGGCCCCCUUGAACUUUGCGACCUUUUGCCACAUUUCAGGCUUCAAACAUAAAGAUAUAAAACUGUAUUUUUUUUGACGAAUCAACAACA